UUAGCACCGCGGCUGCAGCUCGCUUUGGUUUCCGUCCUCCUUCCGCCGCGAUGCUGCUGAGCGUUCCCACUCUCCUUCUCCUUCUCCUCUUGCUGCCUGCGACCCGCGGCGAUUGUGGCCCUCAUCCAACAUUUGGAUUUGCUGAACCAAGUGGGACUACCAAUGCAUCCUAUCCUGUUGGGACCAACUUAACAUACAGGUGUCACCCAGGUUAUGUUGUGGCUGUUGGAAAGUCUCCUCUCGUCACUUGUCUGGCAAAUUCAACAUGGGCAGCAGAGCCUGAGUUUUGCGUGGGAGAACAGUGUAGUACUCCAGAGAUCCUAAAUGGUAAAGUUGUCGUGACUGAUCUUCGGCUUGGUGAAACGGCGAAUUUCAGCUGUGAUGCUGGGUACCAACUAAGUGGGAAGAGUUCCCUCGUGUGUGUGCUUGUGGGCAGCGCUGUUGCAUGGAAUGGGGACAUCCCAGUCUGUCGAGGGAGGCUGUGCAAAACUCCAGAGAUCCCAAAUGGCAGAGUUGUGGUCCUAACGGAUACAUACUCGGUUGGAGCUACGAUCAACUUCACCUGUAAUGAUGGCUACAGACUAGUUGGGUCACCUUCAGCUAAGUGUAUUCUUGUUGGUACUGAUGUUGACUGGAAUAAGGAGCUUCCAAUCUGUGAUGCCAUUCCUUGCCUAGCGCCUCCCAGCAUUGCUAAUGGAACAUACGGUGAUACGAGUACCGACUAUACCUUUGGCUCAGUGGUCACAUACAAGUGUAACAAUGGUCUUUCCCUCAUUGGAAAUGCCUCUAUUCACUGUACAACAGAAGACAAAAUCAAUGGAGUCUGGAGUGGGCCUGCCCCCGAGUGCAAAGAGGUCAGUUGUCCAAACCCAGAGGUCCCAAACGGAAAUAAGGAGUCUGGAUUUGGGCCCCUCUAUACGUAUGAAGACACAGUAAUGUUUGUGUGCAAAGCUGGCUAUGUUCUGACUGGCAGCCAUCUGAUUCGAUGUGGAGCGGACAAUGCCUGGAGUCCUCCUGUCCCAACCUGUGUCCGACGGCCUUGCGGACCCCCUCCAAGGUUCGCUUUUGCUGAGCUAAGCGACAGCGUGAAUGAGUCCUAUCCUGUGGGGACCCGCCUCAGGUACCGGUGUCGCCCUGGUUACAGCCAUGUCAGUGGACUGUCUCCAUUUGUCACUUGCUUGGAAAACUCCUCCUGGUCCGAGGCCCCUGUGUUCUGUGAAGGGAGGCUGUGCAAAACUCCAGAGAUCCCAAAUGGCAGAGUUGUGGUCCUAACGGAUACUCGGUUUGGAGCUACGAUCAACUUCACCUGUAAUGAUGGCUACAGACUAGUUGGGUCACCUUCAGCUAAGUGUAUUCUUGUUGGUACUGAUGUUGACUGGAAUAAGGAGCUUCCAAUCUGUGAUGCCAUUCCUUGCCUAGCGCCUCCCAGCAUUGCUAAUGGAACAUACGGUGAUACGAGUACCGACUAUACCUUUGGCUCAGUGGUCACAUACAAGUGUAACAAUGGUCUUUCCCUCAUUGGAAAUGCCUCUAUUCACUGUACAACAGAAGACAAAAUCAAUGGAGUCUGGAGUGGGCCUGCCCCCGAGUGCAAAGUGGUCAGUUGUCUGAACCCAGAGGUCCAAAAUGGAAAGAAGCUGACUGGAUUCGGACCUCACUAUAUAUACAGAGAUACAGUAACUUUUGAAUGCAACACUGGCUAUGCUCUGAAUGGCAGCCAUCUGGUUCAGUGUGAAGCGAACAGUGCCUGGAGUCCUCCUGUCCCGACAUGUGAUCUACUUCACUGUGGCCCCCCUCCAAGGGUCAACUUCGCAGAGCCUAAUGGGACUGCAAACAAGGCCUAUCCUGUCUGGACCACCCUCGUCUACCACUGUUGCCCAGGCUAUACAGUUACUGGUGGCGAACCUCAGACAAUUACCUGUUUGGCCACUGCCGCCUGGUCAUCAGCCCCAAAGUCUUGUUUCGGGAAAAGUUGCGAAAUUCCAGUGCUACAGAAUGGCAAAAUUGAUAGUAAAGCUGGCGUUCAGCUUGGUGGAACAGCCAACUUUUCUUGUGACGAAGGGUACACACUGGAAGGGCCAAAAUCUGUCAAGUGCAUGGUUUCUGGCAGCAACGUGGUGUGGGAUAAGCCAAUACCAAAGUGUAUCCGGGAGCACAACACUGCUACAACAAUUGCUACGGGCAGCAUAUCUCUUCUUCUGGCGCUGCUGGUUCUGAACUUGUGAAAUCAGAUAGAGAUUUGGCAUGGAGAAAAACUGGAAGAGCCUGAAAAGCCUGAAUUCAUCGGACUUGCACUGAAUUUCUGAGGUGGUGUUGAACUCGCUGGCAUGGAGUUGACAUUGCUCUCACUGCUGUUUUCUUCCUUUGGUAAUUUUUUAAUAUGGCGGUAAUGAGGUCCCAGUUCUACCCGUUGUGCCUCUCACUUGUCAGCUGAGCAUGUACAUGGUGACGCAAAGGAUCAAGACCAAAUGUUGUGAACACAUGGGAACUUUAGGCUUUAUCUCCACAGUGCUGGAUUUUUUUUCUUAAAGGGCACUUAAGCCAUUUAUUUGUAUUGCAAGUUGUUAAAUUUAUGUGGAGGUUUUGACCUCCAAAGUGCAAUAUUAUCCCUUUUCUAAUGGCUUGAUGCCAAAGAGACUUGGAUUGAAAUCUUGCAGGCUCUUUUUUUGGGUGCACUUUGCACUUCAGGUGGACUUUGAGGUUUUUGCUUCAGGGUCUCCCAGGAUAAUUGGCAUUCCUCUGCUUCCUAUACCACUAAGCUCUGACGCAUCUGUUCUUACUCGGUUUAGUGUUUGUCCUCAAGUACAACAUAGUGAAAUGUGCAAAUGGUAUUGUUUCUGACUUUGAAAGAUGUCCAGAAUCUGUAUUACCAAGACCAUCUUAACGUGCUUCUCCUGCAAGGGAAAACAAACUGCAUUUGUGUCCAUAGGAAUGAUCAGCCCUUUCUGAUAAGCAAGCAGCAAAAAGGUUGUAUUUUUAAGAUGUUCAGUGACUUGGUGCCUAAAUUAAAUCUCUUGUAUUUCAGCAGCAGAAAAUGAGUUGAUAUACUUUUUAAAUGCUUCUCUCUGCAAGAAAGGUGGUUCGUAAGCAAAUAUUGCACCUCACUGUUUGAAAAGAUGUUUAAUAAUGCAAUAUUUGCUCUUCCUGUUGAGGAUGUUUAUAAGCAAAUGUGGAAAUCUUUUGCACUGUUUACAGUAUAAUUUAUUUGUAGAUCUGUAUUAUACAAGUUGUACAGAGUUCUAAUUAU
Messenger RNA from Alligator sinensis (Chinese alligator), 3247 nucleotides. Its product is annotated as C4b-binding protein alpha chain-like. The record is from RefSeq and is a predicted model, not a curated record. Lineage: Eukaryota; Metazoa; Chordata; Crocodylia; Alligatoridae.